Sinocyclocheilus grahami is the source of this 1521-nucleotide messenger RNA. Its product is annotated as dynein intermediate chain 2, axonemal-like. The record is from RefSeq and is a predicted model, not a curated record. Gene Ontology annotation, molecular function: dynein heavy chain binding; dynein light chain binding. The transcript is spliced from 10 exons. Gene Ontology annotation, cellular component: outer dynein arm. Bases 1 to 1521 code for a protein of 506 amino acids. Gene Ontology annotation, biological process: cilium movement; outer dynein arm assembly. NCBI's taxonomy places the organism in Eukaryota, Metazoa, Chordata, Actinopteri, Cypriniformes, Cyprinidae.
AUGAAGAUUGUGUACGUGUACACAAAAAAGCACAGUGAGUUUGGGCACCAGUGUAACUUUUCAGACCAUCCAGCUGAGCUGCAUGUGGACAUUCUGCCUGACAUUUCCCUCGCUGCAGACUUCACAGUGAGAGAUCUAUGUAAUGUGACCGUUCAGUGCGCCGAGGAAAUGUCCGAGCAUGAGGUGAACACAGAGCGCUUUGAAUCCGAGUCACGAGGAAUAAACCAUGUGGAAUUAGGGUGGCCGAAAGAUCUCAAUCCAGAGGACAUGGAGGCGACCAUACGCUACAGGAAGAAAGUGGAGAAAGAUGAAUACUAUCAGAACACUAUUAUGCAGAUUGCUGGUCUCAUGGAACACUGUUGCAAGCAGAACAACGCCACUGACGUCUACCAGGAGUUUUUUGAGGAUGAGGAUGAGGAGGUAUUGGAGGAAUCGGAGGAACAGCCAUCAGCAAAGACAAUCAAUGUCUUCAGAGACCCGAAUGAAGUGAAGCGCACAGCCUCCAGUUUGUCCUGGCACCCCGAUGGCAACCAUAAACUUGCUGUCGCCUACUCUUCCCUGGAGUUUCAAAGAGCACCCAAUGACAUGAGCUUCGACUCCUUCAUAUGGGACAUUGAAAAUCCCAAUAAACCUGAAAUGACUCUGAAACCUGUAUCUCCACUUGUAUGUCUAGAGUACAACCCAAAAGAUUCACACAUUCUUGUUGGGGGAAGCUACAAUGGACAAAUCGCAUAUUGGGACACUCGUAAGGGCAGCCAGCCAGCAGAGAUGUCCACCAUCGAACACAGCCAUAGAGAUCCUGUCUACAAAGUCACCUGGCUGCAGUCGAAGACAGGCACGAACAUCUUCUCGGCUUCUACAGAUGGCCAGGUACUCUGGUGGGACAUUCGGAAGAUGAGUGAGCCCACUGAGAGACUCGUACUGGACCCUAGUAAAAAGGGCAACCUUGACAAUGCCCUUGGUGCAGUCUCGCUGGAGUUUGAGACCACUAUGCCCACUAAGGUCAUGGUGGGCACAGAGCAGGGUCUUGUGGUUUCAUGCAAUCGCAAAGCAAAAACCCCUGCUGAGAAGAUUGUAUGCACAUACAGUGGACACCACGGUCCCAUUUACGCCCUGCAGAGAAACCCAUUUUUUCCUAAGAACUUCUUGACUGUUGCUGUCUGGACCGCCUGCAUUUGGUCGGAGGAUAUCAAGGAGUCCUCCAUCAUGUGGACCAAGUAUCACAUGGCCCAUCGGUUAGAUGGCUGUUGGAGUCCAGUCAGGCCAUCGGUUUUCUUUACACUAAAGAUGGACGGCACCUUGGACGUGUGGGACAUCUUGUUUAAACAGAACGACCCCACUCUCAGCCUUAAAGUUUGUGAUGAAGCCCUGUGCAGCAUCCGGGUGCAAGAUAACGGCCGCUUCCUGGGCUGUGGCUCUCAGCUGGGAACCACCACACUGCUGGAGAUUUCAGCAGGCCUGUGCACACUGCAGAAGAACGAGAAGGCCAUGGUCUCAGAGGUCAGACACAAACACACCUGA